CUUUGACUGCGUUUGCCUGCACAGGGAGAGCACAGCUUGACUUCUGUGCUGACUCCAUUGGACUGUCUCUUGCUGCUGCAGUCAUUCGGGGGAGAAUGACAGUGACCGAGAAGAGCUGUGCCUGGCUCACGAGCACACACGCAGCUGAGUGGGCUGGUCCUUCCUGCCCGGGCUGGCUGUGCCAAUGCAGCUGAGACACAGUAGUUUAUCAUUAACUCCAACAGAGGCAGCAGGAAACGCAACAGCAACAGCAGCACCCAGAGAAGCUCCAAGAGCAAAAUCCCUGAUUAAUCAGCAGGGGAGCUUUCACGUGAUCAGCUCACUCACUGCACAGAGUUUCUGUAACAAACCAACCUGAUACCCAUGCCACAGCAUGGCCUGUGCUAGCGUCUGAUCCAAAGGUCCUUGCAGUCAAUGGAAAGAAUGCUAAUAAGCUUGGAUAAGGCUAUGGAGCAGCAGGCAGGAUUCCAGCUGAUUAAAGUGGAAUUAGAAGCUGUGUUAAUAACGACCCUGAUCCAAAAGGAAUGUACACAAAGGCAGCAAGGUGGAAGAGCAGCCCGAUCACCUGUGUCACUGAUGGGCGUCAUCCUAGAUUCCUGGGCCCAAUUUUGAAAGCAGCUUUGGCACUUGUUUGCAAACAAAUACCCUAAUUCAGUGGAGGCCAACAUUUUUGGCUGCUUUGCCAAGAAUCCUGAAAAGAUAAAUCCUUGUUUAUACAUCAUAUUGGAAUGUGGAGUAUCAUGAUAUCACCCGAAGAAUGAUCCAAGCAUUAUCUCUACACUAGACUGAGACUGCACUCGACUGACACCCAAACUGGGUUGUUGGACUUCUGGUUACUGCCAGUCUCGGCUAGAUGCAGAAGCCUCCUGCUGACAUGGCAAGCUCCGGCAGCGAUGAGCCUCCAGCUUCAGAGACAGAGCCAGAGAUACCAGGGGCUGAAUGCUCCAUCUAUGAAGAGGUGAUAUGGCUUGAUAAAACAGAGCAGAACCAAAGACUGGCAGUGGAAGAGCUGAUCAAGACAGAGGCCAGCUAUGUCCACACCAUCCAGCUGUGUGUGUCGGAUAUACGGGCCCACCUCCAGCAAAAGCAGCUGCCUGAUCUGGACCUGGAAGGGCUUUUCUCAAACAUUGAUGAUGUCCUGCAUGUCUCCAGACGUUUCCUGAAAAGGCUGGAGGCUGCAGUCAGCCACACUGAGCAGCUGAACCAGAUCAGUGCCUUGUUUCAGGAGUUCAAGGAAAAGAUGGAGAGUGUCUAUAAGGUCUACUGUGCCAGCUACGAGCAGGCCCUGUUGCUUGUGGAAAGUUACAGGAAAGACCCACGGUUGCAGCAGGAGAUCCUAGACACCCUGAAUACAAUGGUACCUCACACUGGUGCUUCGGACCUGAGCUUCUUCCUGGUAAUGCCAGUCCAGCGGGUCACCAAGUAUGCGCUGUUGCUGCAGAAAAUCCUGGAGAACACAUCACCCAGUGAUGGUGCCUACCCUGCCCUGCAGAGCGCAACCAAUGCCAUGCUGGAGGUCAGCGCCAACAUCAAUGAGUACAAAAGGCGCAAGGAAGUAGCUUUCAAAUACAACAAGGCUGAGCAGCUGACACUACGGGAGCGCCUCGCUCGGCUCAACACACACUCCAUCGCCAAGAAGACCACACGUCUGAGCCGGCUCUUCAUGCAUGAAGCCGGCAUUGUGCCCAAGACAGAAGACAAAGAGUAUGAUGAUCUGGAAGAAAAAUUCCAGUGCCUGGCCUCCGGUGUGACCAUGUUGAAGGAGAACAUGGGCUCUUACCUGAACAAUUUAGCGGUGUUCCUCAUUUCCAAACCACAUGAGUGUGAGCUAGAAAUUGAAGAGGGAGCUGUCCAGCAAUAUCGCCGCCUUGCAGGAAACCUGCACCUCACCAUCUUCCCAGAGUUUAGGAGACGGCUGAACCGGGUGGUCUAUCAGCCACUCUGCAGCCUGACAGAUGCUCUAAAGGGGCCACAACAGCUGAUCAAGAAGCGCCUAGACAAGCUGCUUGACUAUGAGGAGAUCCAGGAGCGGAAGAGUGAGACAGGCAGUGUGACUUAUGAUGAAGAAGCUGCUAUGAACACCUACCUUGCCAUCAAUGCCCUGCUCAUGUCUGAGCUCCCCAGGUUUAAUCAGGUGGCCCUGCAGUUGCUGGGGCAGAUACUGAACUCACUUGUAGCCCUUCAAAGGGAGUGGGCCAAGAAGGUGCUGGAAGAGACUACAAGGGAGUUGGCGCAGCUGCCGCACAGCCACCUUCCCCUCCCUACUUUCUGGAAGAUGGUGGAAGACACAUUACGCCAGUCUGGCACCCAGCUUCAUGCCUUCUGCCAGAAGUUCGAGACAGUCAUGCCAAGCCCUCUGGUACAGUCUCUGAGCCCUGCGGAGGAGCGGAGGGUCCUUUCACUUGUGAGCAAACACAGUCCAGACAAGCUCUACCAAGUGAUAAGCAACAUCAGUGGCAGCAAAGACCUGGACCUGACCCUGCAGAGGGGACAGAUUGUGGCUCUCUUGCAUGGCAUGGACACUAAGGGCAACACUAACAGAUGGCUGGUGGAUGCUGGAGGUCCCCGAGGAUACGUCCCUGCUGGAAAACUCCAACCCUAUCACCUGGACCAAAGCCAAAAGCCCAGGAUGCAGAUGCUGGCCCCAGAUGACAGGGCUGAGAGAAGACGACACUCUUACACCUUCCCCGAAGCUCCCAGGCCUCCAGUUCCCAUUGUCACACCGGCUUCCCAGGUGGUCGCCGGUUUCUCGUUCGCAGCCAGGAGCCCCCAGGAGGUCAGCCUCCAGGCAGGGCAGCCGGUGGCAGUGCUGGAACCUCAUGAUAAGAAGGGCAGUAAGGACUGGAGCCUGGUGGAAGUUAAUGGACAGAGGGGCUAUGUUCCUUCCAGUUACCUGGUGAUGGUUCCUCCCUGGGAGCCACUGGGGUGGAGCUUGCCUGCUUGGUCUCCACCAACUCAGCAAACAUAAAGCCCAUAGGGAUGCUCAGAUUCAGAACUGAGCUGUUCAUCCCCCUGCUGACCUGGUUCCCCCCAGUGAGGCUUGCUGUGCAGGGAGGGGACCCAGGGAGUGAUAUGGCAGGGGGACG
This is a messenger RNA of Alligator sinensis (Chinese alligator), 3086 nucleotides long. RefSeq names its product Rho guanine nucleotide exchange factor 37 (gene ARHGEF37). Gene Ontology annotation, cellular component: cytoplasm. Lineage: Eukaryota; Metazoa; Chordata; Crocodylia; Alligatoridae. The coding region runs from base 854 to 2968 and encodes 704 amino acids. Gene Ontology annotation, molecular function: guanyl-nucleotide exchange factor activity; protein binding. The record is from RefSeq and is a predicted model, not a curated record. The transcript is spliced from 16 exons.